GUGGGUUCCAACACUCAAGCAGUGCUCAAUAGUGUGUCCUGGUGUGUCUGAAGGGAGUCUCCGUAGACCUCACUUUUAUCCCUUCUCACGGGGUUUCAGUUGUACAUCAAUUUUGAAUGGCUGUGUCCAUCAAACCAGCCCACUCCGGCUGUCCACUGAGGAAUUUUAAUGAACAGAAUGGUACAAGGUGAACAACCCUCUCAGAAGCCAUAAGUCUUUCAGAAGUCAGAAUAUGGUGGAUCAACAAGUCUCACUCCCCUGCUUUAUCUCUCUCUCUUAUCUGUAGCAGAUGUUCCAAUUCCAGCAUGUUUUCUCUUACAUUCUCUCUCUCAUUAGCAGCAUAGCAACAGUAACGGUUUGUGAUUCUCCAAAAGGCGGGGGGGGGGGAGAUGGGCAACUCUGCACCCUUCUGCCCAUCAGAGCUGUUCAUCCUUCGUAACACUGGCAAGUCCACAUCUGACAUGUGGAGGGUGUUUAAAGUCCAUCUGCACGGAGUAUAGGGUAUUUUGAAGUACGGGAGGAGACAGUGUUGGGUCUCUAUGUUCGGUGCUCAGUGACGCUCUCUUGCCCUCCGCUGUUGGAGUGCGUGGUUAUUUGAGUUCUUGCCGCUUUCCUGUCGGAUUCAAUCAGUCUGCCCAAUCUCACUGAGCUCUCUCAUUAACGGGGCCUUUAGAACCGCUGUUCACUGGAUUUUCCUUUGGUUUGAUUCCGGACCAUUCUCAGUAAACUGAGAGAUUUACACUUGAGAAUCCAAGCUGCUGAUCAGUUUCCGUAACACUCAGACCACCCGGUCUGGCACCAGCGAUCAUUCCCCGGUCAACGUCACUUACAUCACAUUUAUUUCCUCUUCAGAUGUUUGGCCUGAAUAACAACUGAACCCGUUGACCAUAUCUGCAUGUGUUUGUGCUUUGAGUUGCAAGCAGAUGAUUAACAGAUUCGUAUUAAUGAGUUGGUAUAGAGUUGUACCUAACAAAGAGGCCAUUUAAUACAUUUCCCAUUUAGACAAACCCUCACCCAUCUCGAAUAUGAACACGGAUGAGAUCUGAGCCUGAUUGUUGAUGAUCUGCAUGUUUGUAACAACAGGUUGUCGCUGGCAAGGCAGUGGACAAAACACUGUUAUAAGGUGAGGAAUAUCUGGAGAGAGAGACCCGUCACUGUUCCCUCUAAACUGCUCGUCUGCGUAACCACAAUGCUCCCACGAACGGAGCCUUUGUUGCAGCGCAGAUGGAAUUAAACACUGUCGUAUAAACGUUUAUGAAACCUGAAAGUUUUUCUUUGUUGUACUGCAUUUUUAUCCUAUCCUUUAAUUAGUAAUUAAAAUCAAUAGCAUGUUUUUUUUCUCUUGUCUGUCUUAAUCCUAAAAUAUUCAUGGAUGCAUUUUACAAAAGAGGACGCAUCUAUGGUGUUGUGCUUUUCUCAGUCCGUGUGAAAAGUUCCGUCUCAGAGCAAUGGCUGAUCCACGCAGCUGCAAAAAUAGUCAUUAGAUGGAACAUUGGAGACCGACCCACAUUACAUUCUAUGCAUAUUAAUCACGAUUGAAUAUGGUACAUUAUCGUGCUUCCUGUUAUAGAGGAGAUGUUAAAAGUCAAUAGAGUGGACAAAACAGUUUCACCGGGAGCCUCUCUGGUAUCCAGGAAAUAGUAAUGAAUAACGCAAGAAAAAUUAAUAAUCAUUUCGCCUUGUCCGUAGGAGCCUACUUUAAGGCAGUGAUGCUCAGGUGCUUAACAAUAUAGAACUAAUACUGAACAGCGAAUAACUAGACGGUCCAUUUGCUAUAAAUUCAAGAGCUUUUCGUUUUCGUUUCUCUAAAGAUCACUAUUAAUGCCCCGAUAAUCACUUUUACUAUUUUUUCAGAACACUGUGUGUUGUACCUCCCCCAUUAUAGGUAUGAGCAAGGAUGCGAUCUGGGCCAAAUUGCGCAAUUAAGCGUUCAGCAUAUCACGCAUCAUCCUGGAUAAUCCCAGUUCUGAUACUUGGUCUUCCACAGUGUCUUGUUCCACAGAUGCAAUCUGCUGCACCGAGUUUCCAGCACUAUAAGGGGACGCAGGAAUAUGGCAUUGGGGCAAAAAAAAUCAACCAUGUUUGAAUGAUGGAGGAGACUCGAUGGAAUGAAUCACUUCAUUCUGCUCGGAUAUCUCAUCAUGACUGAAUGAUGAGUCCUUCGUAUCCCGUAUCCGGAUUUGUGACGUGUGAGGGAAAAUUAAUGAUUUGUUCCAUGAGAUCCUUUUAUUUGUCUUCAGCGUUUAAAUUUCAGUGAGAUUCGCUUUUGAAAAAAUUGAGCAGAAAUAUUUUUUCUCCUUUGUAUUGUUAAUGAGCUUCAUUAUCUCUCUGGUUAAAGUUAGACCUGCGGUGAGAGAUUUAUUGGAAGAAAAGCCGACAGCUGGAAAGCCACGAAUGAGAACGAGUGAACAGCGACCAGUGAACCAGCCCGAGGACUGAGAGUACCAACUGAAGAGAACCCUCUGACUCAGAGUUUCCAUUGAUUUAGUCAGGAGAAAGUUUGGUGAGUCUCAUUCACUCGAACACUGGUCCUGUAAACAUUACAGACCUUUACAAAGGAAGGUACGAAAUAGGUGGAAUGCCUCGGUCAGACCAAGUUGCAAUCACUCCAGGUCUGGUAAUGUGCUUUCAGAAGCCCAGCUCUUUACAGUCACUCACAUUCUCUGAGUGUUUGCUCAUUUGAAGGUGCUGCAUCUUCUGAAGAAGCUUUUGGUUAGUUCUGAUGUUUCCUUGUUACGUUAUAAUCAUCUUAAAAUGCGUUGACAAUUUCCUCCCUUUAUAAGAAGCCCCAAGUGUGUCGUGUUGCAGUGAUUGUAGAAAUGUGGAAUUACCAUGAACUGCAGCAACAUGCCCUUGAUCCCAUUGGCUAUUGCAAUCUGCAGUGAUAUACUUACCCUCGAAUAUAUCGUCGUGUAGGCUUCUGCAGAGAACAGACCAUUUAUAAAGGAAAAUAUCCCAACACUGCAUUUUAUUCAGUCCAAACUAGCACAUGGCAACCCAAAAUUUAGCUUGACAGACCUUGGCCUCAUCAAGUACUUUUCUGCUAAUUACAUUGUCAAAACCUGUGAAGGUGACAUUAAGCAGAGGUGGAAAUUCAAAGUUAUGCUCCCAUGGAUGUUGUGCAAGGGCCUUCAGCAAAGCAUUUGACAAGGUGUCACAUGGCAGCUUGGUCUCGAUGAUCAGGUUCCACGCUGUCCGGAGAGAGCAAAUUGGAUGUAUUCAAAAUUAGCUUCAAGGUAGCAAGCAAAGAGUGGUGGUUGAAGAUUUCUCCUCGCAAUGGAGGCGUGUAAUUAGCAGUAUUUUAUAGCAAUGAUUUGGAUGCGGUUGCACAAGGAUUACUUGACUGGUAAGUUCGCAGAAUGCACAACCUUAGUAUUUGUUGUUCACAGAGAAGAUUAUCGUAGCAUCUAGGGGAUCUAAAUGGACAGGGUCUGGUAAAGAGAUUGCAAACCCAAUCUGAUCAGCAGCGGAUUCAUGCAGAUGUUGGGGAUCAUGUGGACGAAACAGCCAGAGGAAGUGGAUGAGGCAGGUGCAGUUCCAUAAAUCAAAAAGCAGUUGGGGUGUGUAGAUGGAGUGAAGAGGCCAGAAGGGAGAUGGCCCUAUCACAGGAAAUCCUGACCAUCUCAGAGGGCACUGUGGUUGGCAUUGUGUCGUUGGGCUGAACGCUCUGAAUUUGCAUUUUCUUGCUCUGUGACUCUGUCAGUAGAUGCGCCAGGUACCAGUGGACAGAUAUGGUGUGGAAGUGGUUACUAACAGGGAAUGUUUGGUCCCCAUGCCAAAUGCUACAAGGGAUGGAAAUACUGUCAUAUUUGCAAAGCAGUCGUACUCUCCGACUCACUGUCUGCUUGUUGUGAAAUUUAGAGCCUCACCAGCAGGUGGAGCCGUCCUGCAGAGCGACCAAAGUGUAAACAAGACGACGACAAUCAACAAUCGUCAGUCAGAAUCAGAAUGGACAAAGUUUGGAACGUAUGGAAGAGGAUGUUACCAGGCGGAUCAUCGAGGGAAGAUGAUCGGGACAAGGGAAGCAAGGUACCAGUGCAGGGUCAGAUUGAGAGCGGUGUCCCAAUGGAAUCCGGUCCGGCCGCAGAGAAGGAGGAGAAAAUUCAGCCCAGAGACAGUGACGUCAGGGACACUGAUCCGGACCCUGGAACCGGCACAAGUGAGGCGACUAUCUGUCAGCCCAGAGACAGUGACGUCAGAGACACCGAUCAGGACCCUGGAACCGGCACAAGUGAGGCGACUGCCUGUCAGCUCGGAAGCUCAUUGAACAGAGGACUGCCAAGUCCCAAAGAAGGAUCGGAGCCAGAGUUUACAAUCUCUGAACUCCUGGCAGAAGGGGAGGAAUAUCGACUGUACCAACUGACAAAGUUCUACAGGGACAGACUCAAACAAGCAAUUGAAGAAAAGGUUGAGAGACUGGGUUGGAUGUUGACAAAGGAGGGACAUUUCAGUAGAGAAGAAAAUGAGAACGUCACUGAGCUGUCAGAGAAGGGAAACCGGGCAGAGAGUUCCAGACUCUUCCUCAGUCUGGUGAAUGGCAAAGGCUCCCGGGCCCGGAGGGCGAUGUGGGAAUCCUUUCUGAUGUGGAGGACUGAGUUACCGAAGUUGGACAGAAUACUGAGGGAAAUACAGGAACUCGGUCCUGAUCCACAAGAAUACAUGAACAUCGGCCAAGGUUUAUCUGAAUUACCCACACAGCUGAUAGAUGUUCAACAGAAACACAAGGAGACUCUGCGGACACGAACUGAAACACUGAGAGUGAACACGAUCCUGAUGACAGAGAAGGUGAAGGUUUUCCAGCUGGCUGAUCGUUACGCUGAGCUCACGGUCAUUUCUACUGUUCGAGAUCGGACACUGGUGGAACAUGAGCUGCUGGCAAGAGGCAGACACCAUGAGGAUUAUAGAGAGAAACAACUCCGCAGACAGCUGGAAAAAAUCCGGACUGAUCAGUUAUUCCAGAGCAGCUUUUCCCGGAGUAAAUCCAAGUCUGGGAGUUCAGCAGCAGUGGCCGGAGUCCCGGGGAUCGGGAAAACAACGAUGGUACAAAAGAUUGUUUAUGACUGGGCCAUGGGGAAAAUAUACCAACAGUUCCAGUUUGUCUUCAGUUUCAAAUUCCGAGAUUUAAACAGUAUUGACUGUCGAAUAAACCUGAAGGAACUGAUUCUGGAUCAGUAUCCUUACUUUGGGAAUAUCCUGAGAGAAGUCUUGAAGAACCCAGAGGGAUUGCUGUUUAUAUUCGAUGGUUUAGAUGAAUUCAAACACAAAAUCGAUUUUGCGGACAGUCGGAGAGAUACAGAACCAAAGCACCAGUGCCCAGAUCCCGAGUGGUGGUGUGAAGUGUCGGACAUUGUGUACAGUUUAAUCCAGGGCAAGCUGCUCCCAGGGUGUUCAGUGCUGGUGACCACUCGCCCCACUGCGUUACAUUUAUUGGAAAAGGCGAAUAUCAGUGUCCGGGCUGAAAUCCUGGGAUUUGUUGGUGAGGAACGGAAGGAAUAUUUCAUCAGACAUUUUGAAGAUCAGACGGUGGCCGAAGCUGUUUUCAAUUAUGUGAAGGAGAACGAGAUCCUGUACACCAUGAGCUACAACCCCUCCUACUGCUGGAUCCUCGCUCUGGCACUAGGCCCCUUCUUCACACAAAGAGUCAGGGACCCACAGCGAGUUCCCAAGACCAUCACCCAACUGUACUCCUACUAUAUUUACAACAUCCUGAAAAACCACGGCCGUGAGAUUGAGAGACCCCGUGAUGUGUUACUCAGGGUUGGUCAGAUGGCCUUCAGAGGAGUGUCCGGGAAGAAGAUUGUGUUUACAGAUGGAGAUUUGAUCAAGUACAAUCUUCAGCCUUCCCAGUUCCUGUCCGGGUUCCUGAUGGAGCUUUUGGAGAGAGAGGAUUCUGCCCAGAGCGUGGUGUACACAUUCCCACACCUCACCAUCCAAGAGUUUGUAGCUGCAGUCGCACAAUUCCUGAAUCCACAUCCCGGGGAUAUCCUGAAAUUCCUCACUGAAGCCCACAACACGACAGAUGGGCGAUUUGAGAUAUUUCUCCGUUUUGUUGCUGGUCUCUCCUCUCCAAUGACAGCUCGGGGCCUGGUGGAGUUUCUGGGUCCAUUUCCUCAUGAAACAACCUGCCGGGUGAUUGACUGGGUGAAGGAGGAGGUUAAACGUCAGAUUGGAAACACAGGGAUAACAGCUGGUAAAAGGAGCCUCCUGAACACAUUGCACUACCUGUUUGAGUCUCAGAAUCGUGGACUGGCUCAGGAAACACUGGGAUCUGUGGAAACACUUUCAUUCAGUGGAAUGACAUUGACCCCGAUUGACUGUGCGGUCCUGUCUCAUGCCAUCGGACUCUGUGAUACAAUAAAACACCUCGACCUGGGGAACUGCCGCAUUGAGUGCGAGGGAAUCCAGCGGCUGGGACCCGGGCUGCACAAGUGCCAGGAGUUGAGCCUGAGUUAUAAUGAACUGGGGGAUUCAGGAGUGAAACUGGUGUCCGCGGCUCUGAGGAACCCGGAGUGUAAAAUACAGAGACUGUGGCUGAGGGAUGUCGGUCUCACAGAUUCUGGUGCCGAGGAUCUCGUCUCCGCUCUCAGUACAAACCCAUCACUGACGGAUCUGGAUCUGAGUGGUAAUAAACUGGGGGAUUCAGGAGUGAAACUGGUGUCUGCGACUCUGAGGAACCCGGAGUGUAAAAUACAGAGACUGUGGCUGGGGGAUGUCGGUCUCACAGAUUCUGGUGCCGAGGAUCUCGUCUCCGCUCUCAGUACAAACCCAUCACUGACGGAUCUGGACCUGAGAUCAAACUCUCUGACAGACCGAUCUGUCCCCGCUCUCCGCCGCCUCAUACUGACCCUCCCGAGUCUGGAGUGGAUCCGGCUGUGGGGGAAUCGGUUCAGUGGGACCGGGAUGAAGGAACUGAGAUCUCUACAGGGAGUCAGACCCGGACUGAGAGUGGAUCUGUGAACAUCUGAAUGUGGGGAAUCGGUUCAGUGAGACCGGGAGGAAGGAACUGAGAUCUCUACAGGAACCCAGACCCGGACUGAUGGUGGAUCUGUGAACAUCUGAAUGUGGGGAAUCGGUUCAGUGAGACCGGGAUGAAGGAACUGAGAUCUCUACAGGAACCCAGACCCGGACUGAGAGUGGAUCUGUGAACAUCUGAAUGUGGGGAAUCGGUUCAGUGAGACCGGGAUGAAGGAACUGAGAUCUCUACAGGAACCCAGACCCGGACUGAUGGUGGAUCUGAAUGUGUGAACAUCCCCGCCCGCGGGAUGGGGACAUUUGGCCGACUCCCCGCCCUCCCCUUUAACUCCCGCCCUUACCUUUAA
Hypanus sabinus (Atlantic stingray) is the source of this 7319-nucleotide messenger RNA. Its product is annotated as NACHT, LRR and PYD domains-containing protein 12-like. The coding region runs from base 3949 to 6957 and encodes 1002 amino acids. Gene Ontology annotation, molecular function: protein binding. The record is from RefSeq and is a predicted model, not a curated record. NCBI's taxonomy places the organism in Eukaryota, Metazoa, Chordata, Chondrichthyes, Myliobatiformes, Dasyatidae. The transcript has 10 exons. Gene Ontology annotation, cellular component: cytoplasm.